This is a messenger RNA of Apis florea (little honeybee), 5546 nucleotides long. Its product is annotated as mucin-3A-like. The record is from RefSeq and is a predicted model, not a curated record. Lineage: Eukaryota; Metazoa; Arthropoda; Insecta; Hymenoptera; Apidae.
UUAUCACUCCUCUAACAACUGUAACAACGGAAACAACUGAAACAACGGAACCCCGGAACUACAGAAACAAUUCCUGUUACUACUACUACAAUAACUACACCAGUAAUCGAAGUUAUAAAUACUACGACGGAACACCUUUUAUCACUACAUUAACAACGGAAACGACGACUGAGACUACAGAAACCACCAUAGUUAUCACUCCUAUAACAACUAUAACAACUGAAACGACUGAAACAACGGUAACCACGGAAACUACAGAAACAAUUCCUAUUACAGUAACUAUACCAAUAAUAGAAAUUAUAAAUACAACUACGGAAACACCCUUUAUUACUACAGAAGCCACAGUUGAAAUUACACCCGUUUUUAUUUCUCCAACAUUUACAACUGAAACAAUACCAAUUAUUGUAACUGAAAUAACGGAAACUACAUUUCAUAUUAUCGAAAUUGUGAAUGUAACAACAGAAAUGCCUAUUGUCACGGUAGAAACACCUGAGAUUACAACGUAUCCUAUUGUUACAACUGAAACUACUCCAUUUGUUAUAACAACUGAAACCACUUUUUCUGUCAUCAUGGAAAUUAGCACAUCUCCUAUUGAAAUUAUAAAUGUGACUACCGAACGACCUUUGAUUACUACUGAAACUAUAGAGACCACCACUGAGUCUGUUAUUGUAACAACAGAAAUUACUGAAACAACUUUUUCUGUCAUCAUGGAACUUACUACACCUAUUAUUGAAGUUAUAAAUACAACUACCGAAACAACAGAAACUAUUACUACUGAAACUACAGAACCCACAACUGAAUUUGUAAUUAUAACAACUGAAACAACGGAAACUACAUUCCAUGUUAUUGAAGUUACGAAUAUAACUAUUGAAACUCCAUUUAUCACAACAGAAACAACAGAAACUACAACAAAAUAUCCAGAUAUUACAACAGAAACUACGCCAUUUAUUGUAACAACCGAAACUACUUUUUCUGUCAUCGAAACAAUUCCUGUUACUACUACUACAAUAACUACACCAGUAAUCGAAGUUAUAAAUACUACGACGGAAACACCUUUUAUCACUACAUUAACAACGGAAACGACGACUGAGACUACAGAAACCACCAUAGUUAUCACUCCUAUAACAACUAUAACAACUGAAACGACUGAAACAACGGUAACCACGGAAACUACAGAAACAAUUCCUAUUACAGUAACUAUACCAAUAAUAGAAAUUAUAAAUACAACUACGGAAACACCCUUUAUUACUACAGAAGCCACAGUUGAAAUUACACCCGUUUUUAUUUCUCCAACAUUUACAACUGAAACAAUACCAAUUAUUGUAACUGAAAUAACGGAAACUACAUUUCAUAUUAUCGAAAUUGUGAAUGUAACAACAGAAAUGCCUAUUGUCACGGUAGAAACACCUGAGAUUACAACGUAUCCUAUUGUUACAACUGAAACUACUCCAUUUGUUAUAACAACUGAAACCACUUUUUCUGUCAUCAUGGAAAUUAGCACAUCUCCUAUUGAAAUUAUAAAUGUGACUACCGAACGACCUUUGAUUACUACUGAAACUAUAGAGACCACCACUGAGUCUGUUAUUGUAACAACAGAAAUUACUGAAACAACUUUUUCUGUCAUCAUGGAACUUACUACACCUAUUAUUGAAGUUAUAAAUACAACUACCGAAACAACAGAAACUAUUACUACUGAAACUACAGAACCCACAACUGAAUUUGUAAUUAUAACAACUGAAACAACGGAAACUACAUUCCAUGUUAUUGAAGUUACGAAUAUAACUAUUGAAACUCCAUUUAUCACAACAGAAACAACAGAAACUACAACAAAAUAUCCAGAUAUUACAACAGAAACUACGCCAUUUAUUGUAACAACCGAAACUACUUUUUCUGUCAUCGUGGAAAUUAGCACAUCUCCUAUUGAAAUUAUAAAUGUGACUACCGAACGACCUUUGAUUACUACUGAAACAAUAGAAACCACUACUGAGUCUGUAAUUGUAACAACAGAAAUUACUGAAACAACUUUUUCUGUCAUCAUGGAACUUACUACACCUAUUAUUGAAGUUAUAAAUACAACUACCGAAACAACAGAAACUAUUACUACUGAAACUACAGAAUCCACUACUGAGUUUGUAAUUAUAACAACUGAAACAACGGAAACUACAUUCCAUGUUAUUGAAGUUACGAAUAUAACAAUAGAAACUCCACUUAUUACAACAGAAACAACAGUGACUACAAUAAAAUAUCCAGUUAUUACAACAGAAACUACGCCAUUUAUUGUAACAAAUGAAACAACGGAAACUACGUUACAUAUUAUUGAAGUUACAAAUAUAACUAUAGAAACUCCAUUUAUCACGAUAGAAACAACAGAGACUACAAUGAAAUAUCCAGUUGUUACGAUAGAAACUACUCCAUUUAUUGUGACAACUAAAACAACUGAAACUACAUUACAUAUUAUUGAAGUUACGAAUAUAACAAUAGAAACUCCAACACCUACAGAAACACCAGAGAUUACAAUUGUAUAUCCAACAGUUUUCAUAACAACUGAAACAACUUCUUCUGUUUUAGUAGAAAUCACCACCCCCAUCAUCGAACUUAUAAAUGUGACUACCGUAACUCCGUUCAUUACUACCGAAACCAUAGAAACUACUACUGAAUUAGUAGUUACUACAGUAGAAUAUCCUGUUAUAACUACUACACCAACGAUAAUGCCUUGGGAAAUUACCACUCCGUAUCCUGUAAUCGAAACAGUUACUACAACUGUCACUCCAGAAACCACAACUGAAGUAACAGAAACAAUGUAUGAAAUAUAUGAAGAAUAUGAAGAGGAAGAAACAGUCAGCCCAGUUUGGGAAGAAUACGUAGAAGAAACAACAGAGACUACAACGAAAUAUCCUGUUAUUACCAUAGAAACCACUACUGAAUCUAUAAUCACCACACCGACACCACCAAUCGAAACCACCACGAAAGAAGUUAUUAAAGUAGAAGUAACAAUACCUAAAGUAGAUGUUAAUAUAACGACGCCUUUUAUACCGAUUCCUGAAAUCGUUUCUACUCCACCGUUAUUUACAACAUUUACAUAUACUUUAGCACCUACUUUGGAAUUCACUACGGAAUCCUUGCCAUUCGAAUAUGAAGAUAAUAUUACUGAUAUAGUUUUUACUCCUUUUAUACCUCCACCUACCACAAAACCAAUUAUAAUUAUAACUCCUUUAAUUAUAACUCCGACUAUAACAUUAACUACUCCGACUAUAACAUUAACUACUCCGACUAUAACAUUAACUACUCCGACUAUAACAUUAACUACUCCGACUAUAACGUUAAUUACUCCGAUUAUAACGUUAACUACUCCGAUUAUAACAUUAACUACUCCAACAUUAACUACUCCAACAUUAACUACUCCGACUGUACCGUUAAUUACACCAACUAUAACAUUAACUACUUUGACUGUAAUUACUCCGGAAAAAAUCACUCCCAUGCCAACCACAAGACAAAAGAUGAUGAAGGCUUAUGUUGCUACUAAAGCAAUAGAAGCUUUACACGAAAUAACACAAACGACCAUCGGUGAGCCUGCAAUUGCUAUCGAUACGACAAGACCCAAAAUAAAAAUGAUAACUCUUUCUCCCUUUUUGACGACCGAUGCGUUUGAGAAAAGGCUUAGAAUGUUAGAGAUAGAAUUUUGGGAGAGAGAAAAAUGGUUAAAGGAGUUAGAAAGGAGAUUAAUGGAAAGAGAGAAAAGAUUCAAGAAAGAUCAGGAAGAUUUUGAAAAGUUAGUAAGAGAAAUGGAAGAGAUGUUGAAGAAAGGAGAAGAAAUAUCAUGGCCACCUAAAACUUCUGAACCAACAGAAACAAUACGAGAUUGUUGUUUGCGUACGACGCCACCUUUCUCGCCACUUCCACCUACGGAAAGGACAACGAUCGAUAUUAGAGAACCAACUAUUACACCUAAAAAAGACACUACUAUAAGAACUACUAUCACUGAAAAAGAGAAAGAAAUAGAAGAAGAAACAGUGACCAAAGAAACAGUAACUGAAGAAACAGUGGAAAGAUUGACGCCGAAAAGAUUUGUGACAACGAAGAAAUGUGUAACUGUUUUAAGAUCAAAAGUUGUGGGUAAAGGCAUGGUAACCGAACGAGUUUGCGUACCAUAUGUUCUAAGUAAGGAAGAAGAGGGAAAAACGAAAAUUGCGACGUUGCAUCUUGAGGAACACGAGUGGACAGAAGGUCCAUUUAUAACGGAUUAUGUGACACCACAGACGGAGACCGAGGAAUACGAGAAUGAAAAUAAAGAAUCAAUCGAGCAGAAUCGAAUUAAGCGAAAUAUCGGCGAGAAAAAUGCUGUUUGCCUCAAUUAUCAAUUGUACAAUUUUACUAAUCGUUGUAAGAUGACGACGAGACGAAUACGAUACGUUCGAAAUAAGGAUAAAGAUGAAAAGACAAAAAUUGUCGUAUUGCAUCUCAAGGAGCACGAGUGGACCGAAGGUCCAUUUAUAACGAAUUAUGUAACACCGCAGACCGAAAUCGAGGAGGUUGAUCAUGAAGAAGUAAUAGAGCGUGAACGAUUUACACCAGAUAUUGACGAAGAAAAAACUGUUUAUCCUGAUUAUCCACUGUACAAGAUUACCGAUGAUAAGACGAAAACGACCCAAACACCAAGCCAAGACGAAGAAGAAAAAACAAAACUUUUUGCGUUGCGUCUUAAGGAGCACGAGUGGACGGAAGGUCCGUUUACCGAUUAUGUGACACCGCAGACGGAAAUCGAGAAAAACGAGAAUGAAAAUAAAAGAUCGAUCAAGCAGAAUCGAUUUAAGCGAAACAUUAACGAGAAAAAUGCAUUGACAAAGAGUUUAACGAUUACUGAAGCAUCGAGAAUCAAAUCUACAGGAAAAAUGAAUUGGAAAAUUGAUAAUAAUAGGUAUAAAGUUCGAUCGAUGUUGCAAAUUAUUGAAGAUGAAGAAGUAGAAAAUGAUGAGAGAGAUAAUGAUGAGAUAAUAGUGAAGCAAGACGAACGGAAUAAUGGAAUUUAUGAUUAUGAGAAUCAAAUUGAAAGAAAUCUGAGACAAGAAGAGGCUACUGAACCAUGGGAAAAUCAAGAGGAUGAAGAAAUAGAAGAAACUACGGUACCAGAGGAAGAAGUAAUUGAAACACCAAUGAUAUAUACACCAGAAGAAGAAAAACCACCCAAGAAAAUUCACGAAGAUGAAGAAGAAGAAGAAGAAACAACAACUGAAGAAGAAAAAACCAGACAUCCACCUGGACCAGAAUGGCCGACAGAACCUUUAACCAAUUACCAUGUGGGUGGCACUAGAACCUGGACGCUAGAAUAUCCAGAAGAGAAGCCAUACAAGCCAGAGGAUGAAGAAGAAGAGGAUUUCAAAAGGGUUGGCAAACGGCCAGAAAAAACAACUUGUUAUUAUGUUGUUCUUACUAAAGAUAAAAAAAGACGUGAAAGUUUUGAGAGAGAUUAUGACAAGAAAAAUAGCUUUGAAUCAUCCUUGAAGAAAAAUAUUCCAAAGGCAAAUGAGGAAUAUGCCAGAUAUAGAUAA